CUCGGCCGUGCCCGCGGCGGUCCCCCCCCCGCCGCCCGCCGCCACGUGGUAGCGCCCGGCACGGCGGGAGGAGGGCGCGCGGCGGCGGCGGCUAAAGGCGGAGCGGCACCUCGCGUAGCUGGCGGCGUCCCGGCGGAGGGGGUUGGAAGCGCAGAGCCCUCCCUUCGGCCCCGUCCGCGUCGCGCACGUCGAGAAGCCAUGAGCCGCGAUUUCAAGCCCGGAGACCUCAUCUUCGCCAAGAUGAAAGGUUAUCCGCACUGGCCGGCCAGGGUGGAUGAAGUUCCUGAUGGAGCAGUAAAGCCUCCUGCAAACAAAAUGCCUAUAUUCUUUUUUGGCACCCACGAGACGGCGUUUUUGGGACCAAAGGACAUAUUCCCUUACUCUGAAAAUAAAGAGAAAUAUGGAAAACCAAAUAAAAGAAAGGGCUUUAAUGAAGGCUUGUGGGAAAUUGACAAUAAUCCCAGAGUGAAAUUCUCUCAUCAGCAGUCCCAUCCAUCUGUUAGCACUUCUAUCAAAGAAACUCUUCAAGAAAGCAGUCAGGAUUCUGCUGAGGGAAGUGAAGAAAAAUCAGGAGCCAAAAGGAGAAAGGCUGCUCCCCCAAAAUUGCUCUUUAAGAGGGAUAGCAGCUUAACUGCAAUAGAGGAAGCAGACGAAAAGGAGAUGGAUACUGCAAAAGAAGAUGAUGUACCUUCUGAAAGAAACAGUAAAGAAGAUGUGGUGAAAACAAGUGAUGCAUCUAUUCCUAAAGUUGCUAGAAGAGGAAGAAAAAGAAAGGCUGAAAAACAAGCUGAAGCUGAGGAAGCAGCAGUAGUGGCAACAGCAGCGGUUGCAGCAGCAGCUCCUGUGACAGCGUCUCCAAAAGUAAGCCCCAAAAGAGGAAGACCAGCAGCUUCUGAAGUAAAGAUUCCAAAACCAAGAGGGAGACCCAAGUUGGUGAAAACACCUUGUAUUUCCGAGAGUGACCCUGUUACUGAGGAAGAGAAAGCAAAGAAAAAAGGACCAGAAGAAAAGUCUAAAAAACAAGGGAAGAAGGAUGAAGAAAGUCAGAAGGAAGAGGAGAAACCAAAGAAGGAAUUUGAGAAAAAAGAAGGAAAAAAAGAGGCUGAACCAAAAAGGAAGAAUGCUGCAAAAGGGGUUUUUGCAUCAACUUCUGAUUCUGAAGAUGAGGGAGAAGAGCAAGAGGGUGACAAGAAGAAAAAAGGAGGAAGAAGCUUGCAGACAGCUCAUAGAAGAAACAUUAUGAGAGGCCAACAUGAGAGAGAGGUGACAGAACGAAAGCGUAAGCAAGAGGAGCAGACAGACUGUGAACCGCAGAGUAAAGAAGAAGGCAAGAAAACAGAAGUUAAGAAGAUGGAGAAGAAAAGAGAAACAUCAAUGGAUUCCAGGCUUCAAAGAAUACAUGCAGAAAUUAAGAACUCCCUAAAAAUUGAUAAUCUUGAUGUGAACAGGUGUAUUGAGGCUCUUGAUGAGCUUGCAUCUCUUCAAAUCACAAUGCAACAAGCUCAGAAACAUACAGAGAUGAUUCUAACUCUCAAGAAGAUACGGAAAUUCAAAGUUAGCCAAGUUAUCGUGGAGAAAUCUACAAUGCUAUAUAACAAGUUCAAGACCAUGUUUCUGGUCGGGGAAGGAGAUUCUGUUCUUUCCCAAGUACUAAAUAAAUCACUUGCUGAGCAGAAGCAGCAUGAGGAAGCCAAUAAAACCAAAGAACAGUGGAAGAAAGGAAGUAACAAAAAAAUGGAAAAAGAAAAGGACCAAACAGGUUCAAAAGUUCUGAAUGGAGGAUCUGAAACUCAAGACACCACCGAAUCACAACACAAUGGAGAGAACACUGAUGAAAACAAAGACAAGCCUGAAGUUGGGAGUAAGAAAAAGACAUGUGGCGAAGAGAGAGCUUGAAAAAACAGCAAAAGAAUCUGCCUUCAAAAACAAAU
This is a messenger RNA of Cygnus atratus (black swan), 1931 nucleotides long. RefSeq names its product PC4 and SRSF1 interacting protein 1 (gene PSIP1). Gene Ontology annotation, biological process: regulation of transcription by RNA polymerase II. The record is from RefSeq and is a predicted model, not a curated record. Gene Ontology annotation, molecular function: transcription coregulator activity; double-stranded DNA binding. Lineage: Eukaryota; Metazoa; Chordata; Aves; Anseriformes; Anatidae. The transcript is spliced from 17 exons. The coding region runs from base 199 to 1896 and encodes 565 amino acids. Gene Ontology annotation, cellular component: nucleus.